CCAAGAUGGCGGCGCAGAGGAGGAGCCUGCUGCAGAGUGAACAGCAGCCAAGUUGGACUGAUGACUUACCUCUUUGCCAGCUCUCUGGAGUUGGCUCUGCCCCAAAUCGAACCUACUCUGUUGAUGGCAAAGGGACUGAGAGCCAUCCAUUGGAGGAUAAUUGGCUCAAGUUUAGGAGCGAGAACAACUGCUUCCUCUAUGGGGUCUUCAAUGGCUAUGACGGCAAUCGAGUGGCUAACUUUGUGGGCCAGAGGCUUUCAGCAGAGCUGCUGCUGGGCCAGCUAAGUGCUGACCACAGUGAAGCUGAUGUGAGGAGGGUGUUGCUUCAGGCUUUUGAUGUUGUGGAAAGAAGCUUUCUGGAGUCCAUCGAUGAUGGUUUGGCAGAGAAGGCCAGCCUCCAGUCCCAGCUGCCAGAGGGAGUCCCUCAGCACCAGCUGCCACCCCAGUACCAGAAGAUCCUGGAGAGGCUGAAGGGGCUGGAGAGGGAGAUUUCUGGAGGUGCCAUGGCUGUGGUAGCAGUCAUCCUUGCCAACAAGCUCUAUAUCGCCAAUGUGGGUACAAACCGUGCAUUACUCUGCAAGGCCACUGGAGAUGGGCUGCAGGUGACCCAACUGAAUGCUGACCACACCACUGAAAAUGAGGAUGAACUCUUUCGCCUGUCCCAGUUAGGUUUGGAUGCAGGGAAAAUCAAACAAGUGGGGACCAUUGGUGGCCAGGAGAGCACACGCCGAAUUGGGGAUUACAAGGUCAAAUAUGGCUACAGUGACAUCGAACUGCUCAGUGCUGCCAAGUCAAAGCCAAUUAUUGCAGAGCCAGAAAUCCAUGGUGGGCAGGCCUUAGACGGUGUGACUGGCUUCCUGGUAUUGAUGUCUGAGGGGCUCUACAAAGCCCUGGAGGCGGCCCAUGGACCAGGGCAGGCCAAUCAGGAGAUCGCGGCAAUGAUUGACACAGAAUUUGCCAAGCAGACCUCCUUGGAUGCGGUGGCCCAGGCUGUGGUGGACCGGGUGAAACGUAUCCAUGGGGACACCUUUGCCAGCGGUGGGGAACGGUCAACGUUCUGCCCCCGGCAUGAGGACAUGACUCUGCUGGUGAGGAACUUUGGGUACUCACUGGGCGAGAUGAGCCAGCCCACCCUGACCCCAGCCCAAGGUACGCCCACCUGUGGAGGACGUGUGUAUCCUGUCUCAGUGCCUUACUCCAGUGCCCAGAGCACCAGCAAGACUAGUGUGACCCUGUCGCUCGUCAUGCCUUCCCAGGGACAAAUGGUCAAUGGCGCCCACAGUGCUUCUACCCUGGAUGAGGUGACGCCCACUCUGACCAACCAGAGCCCCACCAUGACCCUGCAGUCCACCAACACCCACACUCAGAGCAGCAGCUCCAGCUCUGAUGGGGGACUCUUCCGCUCUCGGCCUUCCCACUCCCUCCAGCCAGAUGAGGAUGGUCGGGUGGAGCCCUACGUAGACUUCGCUGAGUUUUACCGUCUCUGGAAUAAGGACCACGGGGAGCAGGGGGCCCUUCCGGUGUCUUAGUGCUGCCAAGAGGGUGGCCCCACAAAAGGGGAGAGGAUCCUGGAGGAAGGACUGCUGGAGCCCUUUACCUAUACCCUGUCCCCUAGGAACCAUUGUCAGGUCCUCGAAUCCUCCCUCCUUCCCCAGGGCUUGAUCCUUUCUCUUGGAAAGCUGUGGGAGAAACAUGGGGACCGAAGAACCUUGCCAAGGCAUGGAUGAGCUCCACAGAACCUACCAGUCACAGAGGACCGAAGCGGAGACUAUUCAUUGGAAGCCUGGCCUGCCCAGCCUAGCAUUUCUGGGGCCUGAGGCCUCUCUCUCUAAAUAAAUGUAACUUGUAUCAUU
Gracilinanus agilis (Agile Gracile Mouse Opossum) is the source of this 1853-nucleotide messenger RNA. It is a transcript of the gene TAB1, whose product is annotated as TGF-beta activated kinase 1 (MAP3K7) binding protein 1. The record is from RefSeq and is a predicted model, not a curated record. The coding region runs from base 6 to 1529 and encodes 507 amino acids. Lineage: Eukaryota; Metazoa; Chordata; Mammalia; Didelphimorphia; Didelphidae. The transcript has 11 exons. Gene Ontology annotation, molecular function: protein serine/threonine phosphatase activity. Gene Ontology annotation, biological process: protein dephosphorylation. Gene Ontology annotation, cellular component: cytosol.